CAUUUGUUUUGCUUUUUUUGGGCUUCGUUGGGUUUUCAUUUGUUUCCGUGUCGAUUAUGACGUUCUCUUCUUGAGGUUGUUGAUUUCUUUGCCUUUGUGUUUUCUAUUUUUCAUUAGAAGGAGAUAGGCGAAAGUUGGCUUGGUUUUUAAACAGUGAAUGUGAUAGUCUUUUUUAAUUUUCCAUGUAGUUCUUGAUGUAUUUUUAGUCUAACGAUUAUGAUGAUAUUUCUGGUUGUUGUUAUUAGGAUUUGGGAAGGUCUAAGCUCAGGCAACAGUCAUAAUGGCAUUCUGUAGUAAGGUUGGAAAUCUCUUGAGGCAGGGUGGUGCUAACAGCACACAAUCACCUGUUGCAUCCAUGCUCAAUUAUAUUCGCUGCAUGUCUUCAAGCAAGCUUUUUGUUGGAGGCCUUUCAUAUGGAGUUGAUGACCAGUCUCUUAGGGACGCGUUUGCAGGAUUUGGAGAUGUGGUUGAGGCAAGGGUUAUAACUGAUAGAGACACUGGAAGAUCAAGGGGAUUUGGAUUUGUCAACUUCUCCAAUGAUGAGUCUGCAAGUUCAGCAAUCUCUGCUAUGGAUGGGCAGGAUUUAAAUGGGCGAAACAUCCGAGUUUCCUAUGCAAAUGAUAGACCUUCUGCUCCUCGUUCCCCUGGUGGUGGUGAGUAUGGAGGUGGUGGCUUUACUUCUCGCAACAGUGAAUUCUCGCUGUUUUGUCAAGAAAUUCAUUUAGGGUUGCCACUCAAGUGGUAAAGUAUUAAUUAGUGGAAUGUUAUGGUAUUUUUUUCCUUUCCAUUACUUGGUUGUUAUACUGUGAUGUUAUUGGAGCUUUUGUUUCGAUCUAUUGCGGUCUCUGUGCAUGUCUUGAAUAGUGGGUUGGAUUUCAAAUUACUUUCAAGGUUUUCUGUUUUUUAACCAAAAUAAAAUAGGAUCCUGUGUAGUUUCACAAUUCUACAUUGUUCUGACGACUGAGAAAAUGACUUGGCACUACCACG
Molecule: messenger RNA, 987 nt
Organism: Abrus precatorius (Indian licorice)
Lineage: Eukaryota; Viridiplantae; Streptophyta; Magnoliopsida; Fabales; Fabaceae
Product: glycine-rich RNA-binding protein 2, mitochondrial-like
Exons: 5
Coding region: 281-745 (154 amino acids)
Molecular function (GO): RNA binding
Source: RefSeq, a predicted model, not a curated record